CUGUCUGCCAAGCAGAGAGCCCCUGGGCUGUGUCCCUCUCUGUCUGUUGCCCACACCUACCCUCCUCCAGUCCCAGGGGAGCCUGGUGCUCAGAUGCCAGGCCUGCUGCCUUCUCUCCCUGCAGCCCCACCCCUGCCCUGUGCCUCCUGCCACUUCUCUUUUGUCAGCUCUGUGCUCCCAUGACCCUGACCCGCGCAGGCAUCCGGCUGCUCCCACUGGGGAUGUGCCAACAGCUACCCAGGCUCCGAGUCCUGGAAUUGUCUCAUAAUCAAAUCGAGGAGCUGCCCAGCCUGCAUAGGUGUCAGAAGCUGGAAGAAAUUGGCCUUCAGCACAACCGCAUCUGGGAAAUUGGAGCUGACACCUUCAGCCAGCUGAGCUCCCUGAGAGCCCUGGACCUGAGCUGGAAUGCCAUCCGGUCCAUCCACCCUGAGGCCUUCGUGACGCUGCGUUCUCUAGUCAAGCUGGACCUGACAGAAAACCAGCUGACCACACUGCCCCUGGCUGGCCUUGGGGGCUUGAUGCAUCUGAAGCUCAAAGGGAACCUGGCUCUGUCUCAGGCCUUCUCCAAGGACAGUUUCCCAAACCUGAGGAUCCUGGAGGUGCCCUAUGCCUACCAGUGCUGUGCCUAUGGUGUCUGUGCCAGCUUCUUCAAGGCCUCUGGGCAGUGGGAGGCUGAGGACUUUCACCUUGAUGAGGAGGAGCCUCCAAAGAGGCCCCUGGGCCUUCUUGCCGGACAUGCUGAGAACCAAUAUGAUCUGGAUCUGGACGAGCUGCAGCUGGAAAUGGAGGACACAAAGCCACACCCCAGCGUCCAGUGUAGCCCCGUUCCAGGCCCCUUCAAGCCCUGCGAGCACCUCUUUGAGAGCUGGGGCAUCCGCCUGGCUGUGUGGGCCAUCGUGCUGCUCUCCGUGCUCUGUAACGGGCUGGUGCUGCUGAGUGUGUUUGCCGGUGGCCCUGGCCCCCUGCCCCCGGUCAAGUUUGUCGUAGGCGCGAUUGCAGGUGCCAACGCCUUGACUGGCAUUUCCUGUGGCCUCCUAGCCUCAGUCGACGCCCUGACCUUUGGCCAGUUCGCCCAGUACGGAGCCCGCUGGGAGAUGGGACUGGGCUGCCAGGCCACAGGCUUCCUGGCAGUACUCGGGUCCGAGGCCUCCGUGCUGCUGCUCACCCUGGCCGCCGUGCAGUGCAGCGUCUCCGUCUCCUGCGUCCGAGCCUACGGGAAGGCGCCCUCCCUGAGCAGUGUUCGAGCAGGGGCCCUGGGCUGCCUGAUGCUGGCCGGGCUGGCCGCGGCCCUGCCCCUCGUCUCAGUGGGAGAAUACGGGGCCUCCCCGCUUUGCCUGCCCUACGCCCCACCCGAGGGCCAGCCGGCUGCCCUGGGCUUUGCCGUGGCCUUGGUGAUGAUGAACUCCUUCUGCUUCCUGGUAGUGGCCGGUGCCUACAUCAAACUCUACUGUGACCUGCCGAGGGGCGACUUCGAGGCUGUGUGGGACUGCGCCAUGGUGAGACACGUGGCCUGGCUCAUCUUCGCAGAUGGGCUCCUCUACUGCCCUGUGGCCUUCCUCAGCUUUGCCUCCAUGCUGGGCCUCUUCCCCGUCACCCCUGAGGCCGUCAAGUCUGUCCUACUUGUGGUACUACCCCUGCCGGCCUGCCUCAACCCACUGCUCUACCUACUCUUCAACCCCCACUUCCGGGAUGACCUGUGGCGGCUCUGGCCCUGCACGGGGACCUCAGGGCCCCUAGCCUACACUGCUGCCAGCGAGCUGGAGAAGAGCUCCUGCGAUUCUACCCAGGCCCUGGUGGCCUUCUCUGAUGUGGAUCUCAUUCUGGAAACUUCUGAGGCUGGGCGGCCCCCUGGGCUGGAGACCUAUGGCUUCCCCUCGGUAACCCUCAUCUCCUGUCAGCAGCCGGGGGACCCUAGGUUGGAGGGCAGCCAUUUUGUAGAGCCAGAAGGAACCCACUUGGGGAACCCACAACCCUCCAUGGAUGGAGAACUGCUGCUAAGGGCAGAGGGAGCCAUGUCAGCAGGCGGGGGCUUGUCAGUGGGCAGGGCCUUCCAGCCCUCUGCCUCGGCCUUCGCCUCACACUUAUAAAUGUCCCUCCUCACCCUUCACUUCCCAUCUGUUCCCUUCCCUCUCGUCCCACUCCAUGAAUGAUGGCUGCUUGUAAAAUAAAUUCAACCAAAACUCAACAGCGUGAUCCACAGCAGGGACUGGGCCAUGGCUUCCAUUGGUCUCUCUCCCGUGGCCACCACCAGUGUGUGCUUCUUGGCUUGGUUUCCCCUUGGCCUUCCUCUAGGCCUCUUCCCUGUCAUGUCUGAAGCUGUGGACCAGAGAUCGGGAAAUUUCUCUGCCUAAGGAAAAUGAGUGACUGGGGUAGAGGGCUGAGCAGGUCAAGGAUCAGGGUACAAUGGGGCAGGGGGACCUCACAGAGAAAGACCUAUUGGGGAACUGCCAAAGGGCACUUGAGCAUCUACCCUGUGACUCAUGGACUACAUACAAAAUGUGUUCUGUGUCCUGUUAAUCUUGAGCUAUGCCAUGCAAAAAGACUCUCUGUCAAAAGAAGUUUUAGAAGAUACUACACAAUUUGUCCUUUCUUGGAGAGUCACAGUACAUAUUAGUAUAGUAAAGGCUAUGAGAAUUCCUGCAGCAGUAAAAUCCGUUGAACUUUGUUUAACCCAGUUCCCCCAGAUUAUUUGACAACAGGUGUUUGUUUGGUUGUUGGUUUUGUGGGAUAUCUAUUAACAUCUCACAGAAUUUAACACUGCUGUCCCCCAGGGCCCUCAUCUCUAUACCACCUAGUGCUACUCAGUGACAUCACAAGAUGCCACAAGUCCUAGAAAACCCCGAUCCUGGGAGUUUCAUCUGGGGUAAAGUUGGUGAUUCCAUCAACCAGAGAAGAUUCUCCACACUCUCUACCUUGCCAUCCCUCUUGCCUUUGGAAAGAUGGUGAAGAGGCUGCCUUUGUGGUUCUAACCUCUAUCCCCCGGAAAUGGGGCAGGGAUAAAGGGAUCCCACAUUGGCUCCCACCUCCUUCCUAAGCCCAACCACCAAUGAAACUUCUGCCCUCAGUAAAAGAGAGGGUUCCUGGAUCCUGGCAGGGUAUACACAGGGAAGUCCAUGGCUGUCUGGCUUCCUCCUGGCUCUAAGUUGCCUUCCUGUGGUUCUCCACCAUAUGACCCUUGCCAACUCCUGC
Messenger RNA from Panthera uncia (snow leopard), 3189 nucleotides. RefSeq names its product leucine rich repeat containing G protein-coupled receptor 6 (gene LGR6). Bases 180 to 2087 code for a protein of 635 amino acids. Gene Ontology annotation, molecular function: protein binding; protein-hormone receptor activity; G protein-coupled receptor activity. Gene Ontology annotation, biological process: G protein-coupled receptor signaling pathway. The transcript is spliced from 9 exons. Gene Ontology annotation, cellular component: membrane. NCBI's taxonomy places the organism in Eukaryota, Metazoa, Chordata, Mammalia, Carnivora, Felidae. The record is from RefSeq and is a predicted model, not a curated record.